This is a messenger RNA of Prunus armeniaca (apricot), 1953 nucleotides long. NCBI's taxonomy places the organism in Eukaryota, Viridiplantae, Streptophyta, Magnoliopsida, Rosales, Rosaceae. The record is from the annotation of a GenBank genome assembly.
AUGCAAAGGAACUAUGUGGCCCUAGAAGCUUGUGCAAACCGGGUGUUGGGGAUAACCCAGGCACCAGAGGCUAGUGCAAGUGGGCGGGCUGGGCCAUCGGGGUGUGGUACGGUGGUAGUAGCAUCCGCUGAUGUGGGUAUUCCAAUAGGGGUUCCACUACCGAAGAAAAAUAUGAUGAGUUUGUAUGAUCUAGAGUCACUGAAGGCAGAUUAUGCUAUACCUGAUUGUGUGGGGCUGAGGUUGCCCAUACCUACUAAAGCGGCUAGAUACCCUCCCGAGGGUUGCGUUAUGGUGUUCUCAGCUAUGUACAAACAUGGAUUGAGGUUACCAUUGCAUCCUUGGGUGCAAAUGAUGCUUUCCAGAUUGGGCUAUGCCCCUGGGCAGUAUAAUCCCAACUUCUGGUGUAUACUGCACGGGGUGUACAUAGCAUGGUGGUUGGCGAAACGAGGGGAGCCCUCCUUUGAGCAGUUCAUGCAUCUGUACUCAGUGUCCAGGCAACAGGGCAACUUUGGCUGGGUGCAGGUCAACUGUCGAAAGGCGAAGGAGAGAGGAUACUUUAUAGGGCAACCACCAUCGUCGCAGAAGACGUGGCGAAAUCGAUGGUUCUUUGCCUUUGGUGAUUGGGAGUGCUGGCCUGGGACGACCGUCAGCAAACAUGUGCCUACCCAUUUUCAAUCUAUAGGUUCUGUGAAGUGUAGGCCAGUGUCCAGGGAGGAAGAGGAAGAGAUAGAGCUGGUGAGGAGACAAGUGACCCAGGAGGCGCGUGAGCUGAAGAAUAUUGUGACACCAGCCCUUCUUCUACAGUCGGGGUUGCUUCAAGGAAUGGCUGAGGUACCGAAGAAUGUGGUGACCGUGGUUGAGAAGUCACCGAAGGUAGUUGUGGAUCCGGAGGAGAGGCAACGAAAGUUGCAAGAGAGAAGAGAGAAAGAUAGGGCCAAUAGGGCCAAGAAGCAGGCAAAGGGGGCGCCCAGUACUGCCGAGGGGACAGCAGCCCGGGCUGUUGGGAAGCGGCCUCGGACGGAGGAGGAUGAGCAGUUGGCGGAGCUGGAGAAGAAGCGAAGGGGACUCGAGUCCUCGAUCCAUGACGUCAUGGGUGGGACAGUGUUGCCGCCGUUCGACCUAGAUCCCCCACCCAGGCUGCCGCUCGAGAUGGAGGAGCUAUUCCCUGCAGGUACCGAGGAUAUAGACUUUGCCUCGGUCCGACGGGAGGCGAAGGAGGUAACCCUGGCCAUGCAUCGCCAGGAAGUGCCUCUUGUCAACGCCUUCCUGACUGGGGUAAAGAUUGAUGCGGGGGAGCUCGCUCGGACCAAGGCCACGGACUUCUCCGAUCGGGUCCAGAAGACGGUGCUCUCUGCCGCCAAUGCUUUUGGGGAUAUGUACCUCACCCUAGCCAGGGCGGAGAGAGAGGUGGACUUGGCUAGACGCCAUUCCGAGACAGCCAAGGCUGCUACCGCCAAGGCUCAGGCUGCCAUCCGGGAGAGGAAUGUGCUGCAGCUGAAGGUGGGGAGGUUGGAGCGGGAGCUAAAGGAGACGACCCGGCAGCUGGAGGCGGUGGAGGAGGCUAGGCUCGAGUCUGAGAGGAGGAGGACCGAGGAGUUGAGCAUGGCUCGUGCCGAGGCUGUGGAGAAGUAUCAGGGCUCAGACAGGUUCAAGAGCCUUGUGCUGGACGCGAUGGUCGAGGAGCAGUAUGGGUGGGAGAAACUGGUUGCGAGGUUUAAUCCAGGGUUGGAUAUAAACUUUGACACUAGUGGUGUUCCCCCUCCCAUUCCUUCGGUCGGGAGUCACUGUUUGCGGCCACUCCGUCUGCCGAGGCCAAGAGUCCUUCGGAGGCUGAGACGCGGGGAGGUGCCGAUGCUAGCGGAGGGGAGUCGACCGUGGAUCCUGACACAGCUGCCGAGGAGGAGGCGGACGACCAUGCUGAUGCCUGAGGGCUUGUUUGUAUUUUUGCUAUGA